AUGUGGGGAGUCUUCAUCACUUGUAACAUCAGCAUAUCCAAAAUAGGGAUAUCAGAACUCAUUUGUCGUAACACAAAUGCACAUCCAUGCUAUAAGACUGCCCCCGACGCCGCCGCUGCUGACAUCAAUGCCUUCAUCAACGCCGAAACGCGAGGAAAAAUACCAAAGCUUAUAGAACCCUCCUUUGUUAAAGACGCUAAAAUGGUCUUAACUAACGCCGUCUACUUCAAAGGCUUUUGGAAAUACCCGUUCAAGCCUCAAAGGACCCACAAGGACAAGUUUUUCGUAACCCCGGAAGAGUCUGUCCAAGUGGAUAUGAUGACGCAAACGGGAAGGUUCAAAUAUGUGGACUCGGAGAAGCUUCGCGCCCAGGUGCUGGAGAUGCCCUACAGGGGCGACGCCGUGUCCAUGGUGGUGCUCCUCCCGCGAAGUGGGAGAGCCAAGGAGGUGGACAGGCUGGUCCGACGCCUGAGGCCCAGGAGACUCGUGUCUGUGGUGAAGGCGAUGCCCUCCGUCCCGCUGAUAGUCAAGUUUCCCAAGAUCAGCGUGGAGAGUACUCUCGGGAAUGAACUCAUUUCGAUGAAAUGUCGGCUCUCGCGGUCUCUCUGCGAUGUAUAUCAGCGUGAGUCCCAGCCGCCUCUCAGUAGUAGGUGA
This is a messenger RNA of Penaeus vannamei (Pacific white shrimp), 654 nucleotides long. NCBI's taxonomy places the organism in Eukaryota, Metazoa, Arthropoda, Malacostraca, Decapoda, Penaeidae. The record is from RefSeq and is a predicted model, not a curated record.